AUGGCCCCCAAGUCCGCCGUUACGUCGCCCGUCCAGAAGUCGCCGCCCUGCCAUUUCCCAUCAGCCAGCGAUCUGGAGGAGCAACUCUCCAACCUCGCCGUCCAAUGCCAACCCCAAGAGCACGCUGAGGCAGAGAAAAUCGAGCUGAAAACGAGCCGGAAAUCCUCCACAGUGACUGUCGCCGAUCAACAGCCAAAUUCGUCGAAAGCAGAAGAGAGCCGAGACGAUGGUGUGUUUAGUCAGAGCAUGGUGCAGGAGAGCUUCGUGCUCAGCCAACCGCCGGUGCCCCGGAGACGACAGGCUUCCGAAGGGAUGGAGAAUCAAAGAGAGAGGGCGUCCACAAGCGAGCUGUUGAGAGCGACGUCAAAAACGUUGCCGUUGCCGCCGAAAUCGCAGCUGAAUCAGGGUAGGUCGCAUUGCUAGAUGUUUUUUCUGGCCUUAUCUUUUGUGCUGGGUCGAUAAAAUUAGAGUUUGUUUUUGUAGCCUCCGGGAAAAUAGAGCACCUUUUUUUGCUAGUAUAUGUCAGUCUGUCGGGAAAAUAAUGAGCGCAAUGUCGCUGGGGGGAUCGCGUCGCCGAAGUGAAAAGCAAUUUUAUUUUGCCACGGUCAUUUUCUCGGUGGCUAUGCGAUUUUCGAUAUGAAAAAAUGUUCAUUAUUUUCCCAACAAACUGAUAGUAUCUCCAUUUUUGUAACUGAUAUAAUUUAUUCAUUUUUAGACCUCUCAAAACGCGCCUCGCCUUGCCCAUCGACCUCAUCCUCAAUUGUCGAUGAACUCCCACCUCAAGUGCCCCCUCGCCGCUCCUCUCGCGAAUAUGGCUCGCAAAAUCUCUACCAUCAAACAACAGGCCCCACCGUCGACAACCGAUCUCCCUCCCCUCGCUCGCCGGCCGUCCUGAAGACCCAAAACGGCGAAAAUAUCGCCCCACCUAGGCCACCAAAGCCUCCAGGAAUGUCCCGUUUCCCUUCGCUGGCGUCGGUGAGGUCGCCGCUGCCCGCAAUGGAAGAGGAGGGCGAUCAGAAGGCUCCGCCGCUGCCGCCGAAGCCCAGCCAGAAGCGGAAGACGUCGGAGAUGAAAGUGAAAGUGGUGGACCAGAUCUACGAUGCGCCUCCGUUGCCGCCAAAGCCGGCGUUGAAGCUGAAGUAG
Molecule: messenger RNA, 1143 nt
Organism: Bursaphelenchus xylophilus (pine wood nematode)
Lineage: Eukaryota; Metazoa; Nematoda; Chromadorea; Rhabditida; Aphelenchoididae
Source: the annotation of a GenBank genome assembly